Phytophthora sojae is the source of this 1052-nucleotide messenger RNA. RefSeq lists its product as hypothetical. NCBI's taxonomy places the organism in Eukaryota, Oomycota, Peronosporomycetes, Peronosporales, Peronosporaceae. The transcript has 3 exons. The annotation marks the transcript as partial. The record is from RefSeq and is a predicted model, not a curated record.
UUCAAUGUGCCGUCCCUAGGUUCGCUAUACAAGCAGUUUGAAACGCUUCCCCCAGACCUGCGCCGCUACCAGAUCGAUAUCCUUGGCCUCCAAGAGACCAAGCUGUAUGAGCUGGGGCGCUUUGAGGUCGGAGACUACUUACUACUAACGUUGCCGGCACAGGAAGAGCGCUACGGAGUUGGAUUUACCAUAUCUCCUCGCGUUACUCCUUACCUCCGUCGGUGCUGGGCUCACAGCGACCGUAUCGGCAUCUUGCAGUUUUCCAAGCGAGCGGAAAACAAGACCACCUGGAGCCAGCGCAAGCGGACACACUGUGUCUACAAUCAAAUCGACUACGUACUCUGCCCUCAGAGUUGUAGACGGUUCUGUCUAGAUACCCAGUCCUGGGGUGGGGCCAUCACCCCGUCCGACCACAAGAUCGUCACCGCGGACUUUGAGCUCAAGCACAUCCGUCGCCUCCGGUUUCCGUCGCGUCGCACAAGCGGCACAACUGUUCACCUCGCACGCAUCGUGUUAGUUCACAACGACGACUCCAGAACCGCUUACGCAUCAGCCCAUCGCAGACCAUCGGGUUUUCUUCGCCGGAUCAACGACGCUGCCGCAGCUACGACGAUCCGCUGCUCGCCGCGCUGUCCGAGCAACAACGCCAGCUCCGGCUCCGCAUUUACAACGACACAUCGGCCAACACAGCGCUGCUGCGCUCUCAGCGAAACAAGAUCCUACACCAGAUCCGCACUCGCUGCUGUGACCUCGCUAACAUGGCCCUCGACGAAAAGGUUUCACGCAUCGAGGCUUCAAGCGACUCUCACAAAAUGUUCGUUGCCGUCCGCGAUCUCGCCCGCAAACCGACACAGCAGCUUCUAAUUCAAGACUCAUCAGGUAAGUAUAUACUUCACAGAAACACAGCUAACAAAUUGUCCGAGAUCACUUCCAAGAACAGUUUCUAAAUCCAGAUCAAGCUCAAGUAUCGCCAGACCCAACAGCUCAACCCCUCGACUGCCCAAUCACGCCGGACGAAGUCCGUGGUGCCCUCCUUCGACUGAACAACGGUC